AUGUCAAAGCGCAAGAAACGUCUGGUUGAUCUCACGCCCGAGGAGAUCAACGAGAUUGUGGCCCUGAGAGGGAAGCUACCACAAGCGGUGGUGGGAAAACGGUUUGGGAUAGAGCAGACGGAUGUGAGCCAGAUCCAGAGACAGCAGAAGGGGAAGCUCAUGAGAGCUGAUGACAAACCGAGAGCUCGUGACGUGGAGGUGGUGCUGCCUAUUGUGUUCGGCAGCUGUGCCUUCUGGCUGGGGAAGAAAGCAGACGAGAACGCCACUCACAAGUGGACGGUGUAUGUGCGGGCAGCUGACAACGGCGACCUGGGCAGUGUGGUGAAGAAGGUGGUGUUUCAGCUGCAUCCGAGCUUCUCCAAUCCGACCCGCAUAGUGGAGCGACCGCCCUUCAUGCUGUUGGAGAGUGGCUGGGGCGAGUUUGAGAUCGCCAUGACCAUUGUCUUCCACGCUGAUGCGUCCGAAAUGCCAGCUGAACUUACCCAUCACCUCCGGCUGUACCCAGAAGGCAGCGCUCCCAACCAGCCUCUCAGCACCAAGCGGCCUGUUGUGGCUGAGCAAUACGACGAGCUAGUGUUCUGCGAACCACAGAUCGCGUUUUUCCAUCGCAUCCGCUCCAACCCCAUGGUCCGCAUUCACGGCAGUGAGGAGGCCAUCACCGCCGCUGGGAACCACGCAGCAAUACCUCAAGAUGGCUCCAGUUCGGCCCCUGCAGAUGCACGCAGCUUGGAAUCGGACUUGCGAGGGGAGAAUCGUGGGGACACGCUAGACCAUCCGUUGUCGCAGUGGUUUCUGCAAUUCUCAGACGAGCAAGAACUGACCGCCAUAGCUGCUGCAAGGAAACAGGUUGCCACACUGACGGCCAAGUUAGAAGCUGAAUAUGCCUCACUUGAAUCUGAGUGUCAAGAACUCAAGCAAGGCUCUAGUCAACCAGGCUGA
Closterium sp. Yama58-4 is the source of this 939-nucleotide messenger RNA. The record is from the annotation of a GenBank genome assembly. Lineage: Eukaryota; Viridiplantae; Streptophyta; Zygnematophyceae; Desmidiales; Closteriaceae.